Neltuma alba is the source of this 1270-nucleotide messenger RNA. Its product is annotated as DNA-directed RNA polymerase III subunit rpc6. Gene Ontology annotation, biological process: transcription by RNA polymerase III. Bases 352 to 1056 code for a protein of 234 amino acids. The transcript has 2 exons. The record is from RefSeq and is a predicted model, not a curated record. Lineage: Eukaryota; Viridiplantae; Streptophyta; Magnoliopsida; Fabales; Fabaceae. Gene Ontology annotation, cellular component: RNA polymerase III complex.
ACUUUCAUAUUCCACAACUCCUCGGCGUCGUCUCUGUCCCUCACGAACUCGUUGGCUUUGUCUUCCUCUGGGUCAGCCUUGGAAUCUGGUUGCUCUCGGUCUCGCCUCUCGCAGAGGCAGUCUCCGUUCCCUCUUCGUCUCUCCCUCUCCGUCGGACCCGGACGUCCUCCCUCUCGCUUCUCCCUUUACGUCUCCAUUGUUUCUCGGCGAGUCAGUUUCUCAGUGUGUUUGGAAGAUUGUGGAAGUCUGGAAGAUUAUUCUCGGUGCGUUUCUCCAGUCUCUGAUCUCCGUCUCCCACUUAGGCCCUCGGUUGACUCACGCUUAAGCCUUCAGAUUUUUCUUCUUGUAAGGAUGCAAGGAUCUUCUUCCCUUAAAAGAAAACGGCCAGAUGGUGUUGCUUCAUUAGAGUCUCUCACAAAAGAAGAGCAUGCCCUUUAUAAUGUCAUCCGAAGCAGAAAAGACAUGGGAAUCUGGAGUAAAGACCUGAAACAAGAAACUAAUCUCCCUGACACUGUGGUUAAAAGGGCCCUUACUUCGCUUCAACAGAAGAAACUCGUAAAGGAGGUCGUAAAUUGCCAUAACAAAGCAAAGAAGCACUACAUGGCUUCUGAGUUCGAACCGUCCAAGGAAAUAACAGGUGGGGAUUGGUACAGCGAUGGGAAUCUUGAUACAGAAUUCAUAGGGGUAGUAAAGAAAGUUUGUUUGAGGCACAUUCUUGCGCAAAAUGUUGCCACACUCGAUGGAAUUCUGGAGUGGAUUAAAAAGGGCAAGUUCUUUAGUGUUGAUUUGUCAUCACAUCAAAUCGAACAGAUUCUACGAGCUUUGGUUCUGGACGAUGAGAUCGUCGAAAUGAAGAGCACUGGCUUUGGAGAUUUUUCUUCUGUUCCUGUAGGUAGGGUUUGUUAUCGAUGCAAGAAGAAGAAUAAGGGGGAACCAAAAAUUGGUGCCAUGGCUUCUAUUCCAUGUGGAGUUUGUCCAAGAAUAAGCGCUUGUACACCAGAAGGCAUCAUUUCUCCCAAAACUUGUGUCUAUUACCAGAAAUGGCUGGACUUUUAAAUGUGAGUCAAAGAUCAUUUAUUCCUUUUUGUCUGAUAACAUGAGACUGGCUAUACUCAUUGCUUUGGAUGAACUACUUUUUUUUUGAAGUAGAUUGAAGAUGUAAAGUUAUUUUUUUAGAUUGAAUUUUGAUUAGCAACUCUACUGAUAUGUUAAUAUAUACGCAAAAUGAAUUCACAAUUUUUUCAGCAAAAUGAUUAUUACCGUUUACAUA